AUGGCUCUUCAUCCCAAAUUUUCGGGUCAGAAGUUGUUGACAGCCAACUUACAGCAACCAUGGCAUACCCUCGAACUAUACCUUGAUUAUGUCUGCCCUUACUCCGCAAAGCUAUUCAGCACAUUCUACACAUCGGUGAGACCAAUUAUCUUACAAAAUUAUCAAUCAAGACUUCAGGUUGUCUUUCGUCAGCACAUUCAACCUUGGCAUCCAUCAUCCACUCUGACGCAUGAAGCUGGUGCGGCGGUGUUGAAAAUAGCUCCAGACAAGUUCUGGGAAUUUAGCGCUGCACUGUUCAGUCACCAAGAAGAAUUCUUUGAUGUCAGUGUUGUUAACGAGACACGCAACAAGACAUAUCAGAGACUUGCGAAGAUAGCCGCGACAGUUGGUGUGGAUGAACACGAGAUGCUCGAAUUAUUGAACAUCAGCGAAGUUAUUGCUGAUGGACAGUUGAAUACCGGCAACAAGGUGACGAAUGAUAUCAAAUUGAUGGUCAAGUCAGGUCGAACAAUCGGCGUCCAUGUAUCUCCGACCGUAUAUUUCAAUGGCGUCGAGGAACCAGGUAUCAGCAGCAGCUUCACGGCCACACAAUGGGAGCAAUGGCUGGCCAUGAAUGUAGCGUAG
This is a messenger RNA of Aspergillus tubingensis, 624 nucleotides long. Its product is annotated as DsbA family protein. The transcript has 5 exons. NCBI's taxonomy places the organism in Eukaryota, Fungi, Ascomycota, Eurotiomycetes, Eurotiales, Aspergillaceae. The coding region runs from base 1 to 624 and encodes 207 amino acids. The record is from RefSeq and is a predicted model, not a curated record.